Pomacea canaliculata is the source of this 876-nucleotide messenger RNA. RefSeq names its product ADP-ribosylation factor 1-like. The transcript is spliced from 4 exons. Gene Ontology annotation, cellular component: cytoplasm. The record is from RefSeq and is a predicted model, not a curated record. Gene Ontology annotation, biological process: vesicle-mediated transport; intracellular protein transport. Gene Ontology annotation, molecular function: GTP binding; GTPase activity. Lineage: Eukaryota; Metazoa; Mollusca; Gastropoda; Architaenioglossa; Ampullariidae. The coding region runs from base 61 to 624 and encodes 187 amino acids.
AGGACGCUUAACUCAGAACUUUUUCCCUACAAAAAUUCAAUUUAAAUUCCAUAAUAAAUAAUGGGAUGUGGUGCAAUAAACAAUAAGAACACCAUCAAAAAUUCGCCAAUAAAAAUUCUCGUUCUUGGUUUUAGUGGAUCAGGAAAAACGUACAUUGUGUAUGCUUGGUCCCUUGGUCUUCCAAAUCUGGUAACGACAUUGCCGACUGGUGGUGAUAUGUUCAAUGUAGAAAAAAUUGCAAUUCAAACAUCACAGUUUAUGUAUCUGUGGGACAUAGGCGGUGAAAUGGCCCAUAGGCGGCGCAGCUACUUCCCAGGGUCACAGGGUGUGGUAUAUGUGGUGGAUUCAUCAAAACCUUCAAUGAUAGAUGACAUUGUUGAAGAUCUAACUUCACUGGUCACAGACAGAGAUUUAUUGGGGUUACCAUUACUUGUGUUGGCUAACAAGCAGGACUCAGAAGGUUGCCUGACUACUGAACAGAUUAAAAGCCAUAUAAUACAACAUGUGCCAUUCCCCAAGCUGUGUGAAGUCUGUGGCAUUGGACUUUCUUCACAGACUGACUUAUCCCAUGCUCUUGUGUUGUUGGAAAAUUUGUUGUGUCAAGGUGGAAUAAUUUCAAAAUGACAAUCCAAGAUUAAAAACAAAUUCUUUAGGAAGUAGAUAGUCUGGAUUUUUAAAGAGGUAAAUGAUGAAUUUAAUGUUUGCCUUGUGUAUGAGUUUGGGGUGUUCUGGUACUGUAUUAAAACCAGAGACAGGGUUCAUGAUUUGGGAUAGAGUCAGUGAAAUAUUAGGUUAGGGUGAGAUUUAGUGUUGGGAAUAAGGCUUUAAAAUACCAUGCUGGAUCAGAGAUAAAUGGGGACAUAUAUUGUAUUGUAU